AUGCGAGCUGCCCUAUUGGAUGGAGACUCCCUGAACUAUGACAUGGAACGUGGCUACACACGUCAUGCCAUCAAUGAGGUGGGCGACCAUGGCAUCCUCAUCAGGCUAGGCACACAAGCCAUUCUCAAUCACAUGCGGAUGCUGCUCUGGGACCGAGACUUA
Messenger RNA from Gryllus bimaculatus (two-spotted cricket), 162 nucleotides. Lineage: Eukaryota; Metazoa; Arthropoda; Insecta; Orthoptera; Gryllidae. The record is from the annotation of a GenBank genome assembly.